AUGGCUUCUUCAUCUCAAGGUCUCUCAGCGGACCACAACGAGCCAGGGAAAGAUACAGACUCUGAGACUACAAAUGUGGACACCGGCCAAACGUCUGAGAAGCUUCUAGGAAAACGUCGAGCACGAGAAUCACCCGGUGCCUCCAAUCUCCAAAUUCAAGAAGAAGACUCACUUAGUGAUAGAGACGCCGACUGGGAACCUGAAGAUAUCGAAAUCAGUAUAUCACCUCCCGGCUCGGCAUCGAAGUUUGUACGUCUGGCAUCGGAGCCGGACGAUAGGAGCCAACACAGUCAAAGCUCACCUGGCCCAAGCCCUGGUCCAAGUAUGAUCCGUGGAGUGAGGGGCGCCGUGGCUCUUCGACACCGAAGGACUCCGCGUACAAGAUCUUCGGGAAGAGAAGGGUCCUCAGGAGAAUACGACUCGCUACCAAAUGAGGCUCCGAAUUUUAGCUGUCGCUGGGUUCCGCUACAAUUUCCUGAACAAGAGCCUUGCAAGGAAACUUGCACUCGUCUCUCAGACUUACGUCGACAUCAGCGCCCCCAUUUUGAGAUUGACCUCAGCUAUGCCAAAGAAAAACUGGAUGAAGUGGCGGUUUCCAAAGCUCAGGCGGCACUAGAUAGAUGUGCAGGACGUGGACAAUCUUACGCUUGCGAAGUGUGUGGCAAAGUCUACUCGCGCCUUGAUGCUGUUGCUCGUCACCGUCAACAGCCCCAGGGUAAAUAUUGCAACAUAAUGUACAAGAAAAUGCGUGCAGAAGAAAAAGCACGUGCCAAAGAAAGUCAGGGGCUGGAACAGAGGCUGAGGGUACAGAAAGGGAAAAUGAAGCGGAGAUUAAGCGAGAGCCAGAAGAAGACGAACAAGAGGAACAGUAUGAUGACGAGCACGAAUAUGAACACGAACACGAAUACGAACACGAGCAAAGGAUAA
Molecule: messenger RNA, 927 nt
Organism: Rhizoctonia solani
Lineage: Eukaryota; Fungi; Basidiomycota; Agaricomycetes; Cantharellales; Ceratobasidiaceae
Product: C2H2 zinc finger
Exons: 3
Coding region: 1-927 (308 amino acids)
Source: RefSeq, a predicted model, not a curated record